AUGGCCGAAAGCAUUUUCGUCAGAAGAGCUCGUGACAUGGCCGAAAUUAAUGACGGAAGAAGAGUGGCAAUUCGUGAGAAGCGCGACAUUGCCUCAAGAAAUAUAAACUUUGCGUUCGUAGACGUCAUCUCGUCGUCCGCCACAACUCAAUCGCGCCGUGGCGAGGAUCGGCCGAGCCCGCCAGAUUGGCAGAUCAAUCAUGGUUCGAUGUUGAAGGUCAUUGAGACGGAGAUAGAACAGACGGUUCUGACUCGUCCUCUCGGAGUCACCUGCUUCCCUACCCUAUUUCCUCGAACAAGAUUCUCACAGGCGCUGGACAUCCAAAGAAUCUAUAACCAGCUUUAUUGUUCUGUUGCAGAAGAUGAAGGUUGGAUCUGCAAUGCCAUCCAAGAUCUCUUACCCGUUGAGCAUCUCGCUGGUGUCCUCUGGGAAAUUCAUCAAGCCGCGAAGAAAGCAGGAUCUGUUCAAGAUGUGUCUAUGGGUAUAUUCCGAUCAGACUACAUGCUUCAUCUGACCGAUGGCGACAGCGACAUAGUACCAUCCCCGAAAAGUUUCCCUGAAACAACUCUGAAACAGGUCGAGUUUAACAGUUUCUCCUGCUCGGGUGGAUCGCAUGCCAACAAAGUAGCAAACAUGCAUCGCUAUCUGACUCAGAAGGGUGUUUACAACUUUGAUGACAGCUCCUUUGGCGUCGAGUAUCUUCCCGCGAAUGAAAAUAUCGAGUCAAUCGCGUCUGGCCUUGCAUUGGCCCAUAAGAUCUAUGGCCCGCCAAGAAACGAACAAGCAAAAUCGACAGCGGUGCUAUUCAUUGUACAGCCCUAUAACUUCAAUAUUGCAGACGAGCGGCCGAUUGAGUAUGCUCUGUGGAACCGAAAAGAGCCGGUACCAACCUAUCGGCUCGACUGGGGCCCAGAAAUACUUCACUUCACACGUUUGACCGAAGAUAGGGAACUCCUAUUUCAGCCACCGUGGUUACCAUCGAAAGAUCCCAUUGAGAUUUCGGUAAUUUACCUACGGGCCGGCUAUGAAUCAAAGGAGUACAAUGUGACCGGCUAUGAAGCACGUCUUCAGCUGGAGAAAUCAGCUGCCAUCAAAUGCCCCUCAAUUCUGGGACAUAUCUCCACUUUCAAAAAGGUACAGCAGGCUCUCACUCUGCCCGGUGCUCUUGAACAUUUUCUCUCCAUGUCAGACGCUGCUACUCUUCGUGAGACAUUCGUCCCCAUGUAUCCAUUCGACAAAACGAAGGCUGGUCUGAAUGCUCGCGAACUGGUUCGCGAUAAAGAACAUUCCGUUGGCUACAUUCUCAAACCGUCUCUGGAAGGAGGGGGCAACAAUGUCUACGGGGAAGAAAUUCCUGGCUUCUUGGCAACGGUUCCUGAGUCCCAGUGGUUGAGGUACAUUCUCAUGAAGCGGAUCGAUCCUCCAAAGUUGCCCAAUAUUCUGAUGAGCUCCGCAGGAAUUGGCAGUGGAGACGUGGUCUCGGAGCUCGGUGUCCUCGGAUACUGUCUAUGGAAAGCGAAUCCGAGCGAUGGCGGCUGUGUCAUGCUGCAUAAUUCAGUUGCAGGUUGGACUUUUAAAGCCAAGUACGCCGAGAUUGACGAGAUAAGUGUGGUGAAGGGGUAUGGCUGCUUUGACACCCCACGCUUGGUUGACAUUUGA
Molecule: messenger RNA, 1659 nt
Organism: Penicillium maclennaniae
Lineage: Eukaryota; Fungi; Ascomycota; Eurotiomycetes; Eurotiales; Aspergillaceae
Exons: 4
Coding region: 1-1659 (552 amino acids)
Biological process (GO): glutathione biosynthetic process
Cellular component (GO): cytosol
Molecular function (GO): glutathione synthase activity; ATP binding; glutathione binding
Source: RefSeq, a predicted model, not a curated record